AAAGAUGGUGCCUCAAGAUGUUAUUGUUGAAAGGUGGUUGUAUUACUGCCUUGGGGGCUUUGAGAUCCCCGACUUUUUACUAAAACUUGGAUUAGGUUGCACUCUUUGGACAACAUAAGAGCAAGAGGGGAAGCUUCCUAAGAGAUUCCCAUUUCCCACAAGUGCUGCACGUAGCAAAUGGAUGCAGUGCCACUGGGGCUAUAUACAGCAGGAACACUCUACACUUCUCAUUACACUCUUUGACAGUCAAGGAAGGAAUGAGUUACCACCAUAUUUCUCACGAGGUUCACCCCCCUCGAGGCAAUUCAGGGUAUCCACCUCCAUAUCCUCCACAGCCAGGCUAUCCACCACCACCGCCACCACCACCAAGCUAUCCUCAUCCAACACCACCAGCAGGAUAUCAAGGGUAUUUCUAUGAAGGGUACCCUCCACCACCUCCACCUCCACCCCCUUCCCACCCAUAUCAUCAUCAGUACGAGGAUGACUGUGGCUGUUCAUUUCUGAAAGGCUGUUUAGCUACACUUUGUUGCUGCUGUGUGUUGGAGGAGUGCUGCUGCUUCUGACCGCUUAGCAAGGAGGGGGCGACAAGGGACCUCUGCUCUUGAUAUGUCUUGUCUAAUUCCUUGCAAAUUUCGUAUAGUGGAAUUGGAGCACUUUCAUGUCUUACAUUUAGUUUGAGAAACAAAUAAUGGCUUCGAUUCAUAAACCUUUUUCUUUCUGUGUAUAUGUUGCCAAAUGAAUAUGGGAUUUGCUACUCGGUUCAUAA
Corylus avellana is the source of this 766-nucleotide messenger RNA. RefSeq lists its product as uncharacterized. Lineage: Eukaryota; Viridiplantae; Streptophyta; Magnoliopsida; Fagales; Betulaceae. The record is from RefSeq and is a predicted model, not a curated record.